This is a messenger RNA of Lutzomyia longipalpis, 9684 nucleotides long. RefSeq lists its product as uncharacterized. The transcript is spliced from 10 exons. Gene Ontology annotation, cellular component: membrane. Gene Ontology annotation, biological process: proteolysis. NCBI's taxonomy places the organism in Eukaryota, Metazoa, Arthropoda, Insecta, Diptera, Psychodidae. The record is from RefSeq and is a predicted model, not a curated record. Gene Ontology annotation, molecular function: serine-type endopeptidase activity; protein binding. Bases 2248 to 5766 code for a protein of 1172 amino acids.
UAGGCGGUCGUCGUAGACGUAACCACCACGUGCUACUUCGGCUGCUAAACACAACACUACAGACACACAGCUAAAUUAUAUCACUUUACACAUUCAUUUUCUUUUUUGCACAAAAAAAGGGUUGGGGGUUAAAGGUGCAAGAAAAAAAUCACCUGCACGCUUUUUUAUAAAACAGAAAAGGAAACCUUUUUGCAAAGUGAAUACAAAAGCACAAAAAAAACGAAAACUUUUUUUAAGUUUGCAAAAGUUGCACAUUUCUUGUCAUACAAUAAAAAUAAAACAAGACACAAAGAACAGUGGAAAGUAAAUUGUGAAAAUAUAGAGUGAAAGUUUUUUCUUGAUAGUUUGUGCUUUCGUUCAUUGUGGGUGGAAAAGGGUGGUUGGAAAAAUAACCCUUUGAGUAGGAGAUUUGCCGCCGGAGCAGUUCAUUUGAGUUCCAUUGCAAAAGUGAGUGUGUUUCAUUUUAUGAUUUUUUUCUCAGCUAUUAUAACUGUGAGGAUUUUCCAACAAAAAAACUCCCCAUUAACACCCCCUCUGCAAUUGCGAGGUGUUUCCACCUUGGGGCGCCCUCUCCGGUGCUCAAGGCAGCUUUUCUCACCGCGUACUCUUUUUUACCCGCUGCUGGCUGCUGCUGGAGUGGGAGAGAGCUUUCGCAUAUAUACACAAAAGUUACGCAGUUGGGAAAAUUCGCAGUCACUUAUCAUCAUUAGCUGUGUGUGGACCAGGAAAAAAAGACAGAGGAAAAGAGAGAGAAAAGCGACGUUUUUUUCUUGCUUUUUAACCCACCCCAUUAUUUGUCUUUCCUCCCGAAGUGUCUCACAAUUUUCAACUCUGUUUCCCCGCAAAAUCCCAUCACCAACCUCAUGCUUUUGAGCUUUUCUUUUCUCCAGCGCCCACCCAAAACCAUUUUCUAUCCGGAAAAUCGGUUUAUUUUAGUGUUUGUUUUUUUUUUUUCAUCCGUCCGGUGAGGACACGGAAAGGAUUUUCCACAAGAAGCACACCUCUUGAUUGAACCGAAAAAGAAAGUAAGAUGAGCUUUACGUUUAAAUGGCUAGUCUGGGAAUUCAGUUUUACAUUUUACAGUUUGAAAAUUCCUUUAAUCUAAAUAUUAUUUUAUUUUGUAACUACCUAUAGACUGAAGUUCCUUUAUGAAAGAUAGUUUAAAAAAUCUUUAAAGUGACCUUUAAAAAUCCUUUAGCACCUUCUUGGCUUAAAAUUAGGGGAACUCAUAAAUAACUCAAGGAAAGUCUAUAAAUUGAAUUCUCUUCCCGAGAACUAUAAAAUGUUAUUCAAUAGAAAUCAUAAUUCGAAAAAUUUUCAAUAGUUUUCUCACUACACAGCUUGGGCAUACAUAUAAAAAAUCUUUUAAAAUGGAUACUAUUGAUUUUUUUUAUUAUAAAAGCAACAAAGUCUCUUUGGUAAAGAAACAAAUUGCCUAAAAUACUUCGCAUCUUCCUCAAAACAAAAAAAAAUUUUUAGGUCCCAUCCUUUCGGCUUCAAGGUGAGAUGAGAAUCUUUUAGCUGGAUUUUUUUAAACGAAAUCCCAACAUUGCGUAAUUUAAAUUGGAGCACAAUUCUUGCACGAGCCAAAAAUAUCCACAAGAAAAAAAACUUUUCCACUCAACGAAAAGAAAAAUCCUUGACAAGCGUAGGCAAAGGAGGGAAGCCUGUGUGUCCCUGUUCAAAUAUUUUUGUCUGUCGCCAGAGAAUUGAGUUUUGGGUUCAGGGGGGAUUUAUUUAUCUUUCUUAAUCCUUUCCUCAUCGCAACUUGAUUGUCUCGAGAGAUAUGUAGCACCAUGUUUCGUGGAACUUGGUACACCCCAUCCGCGUUGUUACUGCUUUCCUUUUUAAUUAGAAAACUGUGUGAAUUUGCGUGACUUCGUGUGCUUCCAAUAAAAAGCCACCACCCCCAAUCGUCAAGUAUUUAAUGUGAUUCAUUGGAAAUCCCAUACAUUUUUUUCCUCCGCAUUAUUGCUCAAUAAGUGGCGCGGAAGGAAAAAUUAUUAAAAGCCCGUCAGAUGGUCAGUCGUUGUUGUUUCUCUCGUGAAAGCAGGAGUGAUUUGUGUGGUGUAGAAAAAAAGAGCAGCAGCAGAAAAAAAGGAAAAAAUAGAACACUCUUUUUGUCAUCAACUACACAUAGAACAUCUCAAUUAAUCCCUUUGGCCAUUUCAUCGUUGGACCAUUUACCAACAAUAAAUAUUGAAGGAGUGUGGGGGCAACCUCUGUCACAUCCACUUGUCACCGAGAAUGGCAUCCACAGCUCUGAGUAAUCACACGAGCAACUUCAUCGCAUCACCAUCACCUGAGGGUAUCGAUAAAACCACAAUCAGCUCAUUUGAUGAUUUUGCCAAGAGUCGCAGCAGAUCCACACGCGCUGCCAGCCUAGCUUUGCCCAACAGCUCCAAUCUUCUGGAUCUCCUGGACACGGAGCACACACAAUACCUCACUCCCAUCAGUCUCUCACCCCCAUCCAUAAGGCGACACUCAACACACCACUACCCAAACGUGGAUGCCGCCAUUGAAGACGAAGUUAGUUCUGCGGUGAAUCAAAAAAUUCUGCCUCUAGUUCCACCACCAGUGCCCAAGAGAACAUUUAAGGGUAGAAUAGGGUCAAACCAGUCAUCGGAUAAGGGUUCUGUGGACUUUUUUAAGAUGCAACCAAGUCAAGAGACGUCAAAUGGGCUGGACAAUGAGGAUCGCCUGAGUAUUGAUUCGUCAUCGUCGGUUUUCGAGGAGAACGGCAUUGGGGGCCCGGAUUUUAUUCCCUUUGACGAGACAAAGCACUUCUUCCACAGCUCCAAUCGCUCCUCGUCGGAUUCCAAUAAGAGUCAAACCACCAUUGACACAGGGUACAUGUCCUCAGCGACACAUCAAUCCUUCCGGAGUCGCUUCUCAUCCGAGGACACCCAAUCGUCGAUCGAUAGCUACAUGUCGGGUGAAAUGAUGCGCUCCGAGGGAUUCCCAUCGCCCCCACCUUCCGACCUUAGCAAUCGCAUCUUCAAUCGCCUGGCAGACAAGGAUACAGCAAGUGGGCGGUACACCAAGAAUGUCGUCAAGGAGAAUUGUCGAAGGCAACUUCCGGCAGUACCGCAGAGACGGCAUCAGAACAGUGUGCCACCCAAACUUCCGCCACCCACUAGUGCGGCACGGACACGGGGUACCCCACCGGCACCACCACUACGCUCCCAGGCAUCUCUCGAUUCGGCAAAGUUGCUUCACAAUAGCCAAGUGUUGGGUAUGCGAAAGGGACUCAAUAAGCCACCACCAUUGGCAAAAAUCACCACACGGCAGGAUUCCAGCAUCAGCAGCGAUAGCUUCUCCGUCACCUCAAGUCCAGGGUACAAUGCCAAGAGCAUGGAGACACCGCUGCUGCAUCAUACAGCCAAAAUGGGUCGCUCAACAACUGUAAAGGUGCCUCAGGAUACCACAACAGACGGCUUAAGUAUGACCACGCGCCAUCCAAAGCCUAUAAAUGUUCGACAAGAUUCAAACAUUUCCAGCGAUAGCUUUAGUCAAACCUCCAGCCCGGGGUAUUCGUCGAAACUCCUCGAUACACCCCUCUUGACAAACCACAAGCUCAAUACAUUGAAGCAAAACUUCAAAGGUGCUGAUGAGAUCCUCCACGAAGGUGGUGGUACCUCAGAAAACAAUCCCAGCUCACCAAUUACAAAGAGUGCGUCGACCCCGGCAAGUCUACAGACAAUUGUACGCUUCCAAAAUGGCUCGAACAUGUCCCUCCAGCAUAAGAUUAUUAACAGGAGAAAGAAUUCCGCCCCAUACAUCCUGAGGAUGGGUCCAUUGAAAUUUCGUCUACUCCAGAUAGUCGCCAAUGCCGUGAUAUUGAUGGUAUUAGCCGGUAUAUUUGCUGCAUAUUUAAAGGCAAAUCCCACAGUUCAGUUCAUCAACAAGACCAUCAUUACGCCAACGAGGACGGAAAUGGUGUACGCAUCUGAGGAGACGUCCCUGAGUUUGGUGGGUGGGAAAAAUCCCGCGCCCGGAGUUUGCUUGCCUGUCAUCGUGAAAUUCUGCCAGAACCACCAGCUUCCCUACAAUUUCACCGUCUUCCCCAAUUACAUUGGACACUUUGGACAGCCCGAGGCGCAAGUUGAAUUGGAUGCCUACGAUGCCCUUGUCGAUGUUAGAUGCUACGAGCUCGUGUCCCUGCUGCUUUGCUCGCUCUUUGUGCCAAAAUGUAGCUCAACGGGGACAACUGUGCCACCCUGUAGGAGUCUCUGUACCGAAACAAUGCGACGCUGUGGCUUCUUUUUCGAAGUGUUCAGCCUGGAGUUGCCGGAAUACAUCAAAUGUCACCUCUUUACGGAAUCCUCCAAUCCGGAUGAGUGUGUUGGCUCCCGGGAGGUGCAGGAGGCAAAAGUUCGCGCCCUUACACCCUCUUGUUCGGGUUUUAUGUGCGACAAAAGACGCUGUAUCCCAUCUGAGUGGAAGUGCGAUGGACACGUUGACUGUAGUGACCAGACGGAUGAAUCGGAUUGCCCUCAUUGCCCCAAAGGAACUAUCUACUGCGGGAAAAAUAAGUGCAUGAGCCAAAAGCACGUAUGCGAUGGAAUUCACGAUUGCCCAUAUGGUCAGGAUGAGAGGAAUUGCAUUCGUCUUAGCGAGAGGAAUGGUGACUUGGGACGAGGAACUUUGGAAGUCUACAGGGCUAAUGUGAAGAAAUGGGCACCAGCUUGCAUCUCCAAUUGGGAUCCAUCCACCUCCCCAACGACUGUUUGCAGCAUCCUUGGGUAUAGUUCAGUCAAUAGUAGUCGCCUCAAGAUGAUUGGUACGAAUAUCACAAUGGUAACACCGACAAAGGAUACACCGGCAAUGUGGAGGAUGUACCAGAAGCGUCAGACGAAUCUCAUGAAGGAAUUCACAAAUUGCCCCACCUCAAUGUAUCCCGUCGUUGAGCUAACGUGCUCCAACUUCGAAUGCGGCAAAGUGAGGAAAAGACGAAAUCUCAGCCCAAAGACACGUAUUGUGGGUGGAACACAGAGUUCACCGGGCGAUUGGCCCUUCCUGGCGGCAAUUCUCGGUGGCCCAGAGGAGAUUUUCUACUGUGCUGGCGUCCUGAUUUCCGAUCAAUGGGUCCUCACAGCUUCACACUGUGUUGGAAACAUCACAAACCGCAAGAUAAAUGACUGGACCAUUCAGCUGGGCAUGACACGACGCCACAGCCACACCUACUAUGGGCAAAAGGUGAAAAUCCGCCGAGUUAUCCCUCAUCCACUCUACAAUUCAUUCGUGGCACACGACAAUGACAUUGCCCUAUUCCAGCUAAGUACACGCGUGGCUUUCCAUGAGCACCUUCUGCCUGUUUGCCUACCACCACCGCUGAAGGAAAUUAAACCAGGAACAAAUUGCACGGUGAUCGGGUGGGGAAAGAAGGAAGACAAGAGUACUCAAGAAUAUGGAGCUGCAUCAUCCUUUUUCUCUUCAUACGAACCAUCAGUCAAUCAGGUGACGGUACCAAUAAUAAAUCGCGAUGUAUGCAACGAAUGGCUGGAGAUGCUGAAUGUCACCGAAGGGAUGAUCUGUGCUGGCUACGAGCACGGUGGGAAGGAUGCGUGUCAAGGAGACAGUGGUGGCCCUUUGCUGUGUCAGAAUCCCAACGACAAAGAUCGCUGGUAUGUGGGUGGAAUUGUUUCCUGGGGCAUUAUGUGUGCCCACCCAAAACUUCCUGGUGUCUACGCAAAUGUUCCCCGCUACAUUCCAUGGAUUAUGCAGCAAAUUCACAAAUAUUCAUCUGGUUCCUACUUCACUUAGAAUUCAAAGUACCCCCCACUACUACAUCCCCCCAAACCCCAUCACUGACGACACAUUCAAGAAAGGAUCAAACAACAAGAAAAAAUCCCCAAUCCACCGCUAAACAUAUCCUUUCAACUAAAUAUCAUAUUUUUCUAUUCAAGAUGACGACAGGGAGGUAUAAGAAUCCACAUAGAAUUGCUUGGAAUUUCUAAUUAAUUCUCUUUUUAUCAUGGAAGAGACUUUUGAAUGAAGGUGCACUGAUAAAAGACGCAGGAUUUUUUAUAAAGUGAAAAAGAUUUAUCAAAAAAAAAGUUAUAGGACAUAAUUUAAUUUGAUACGAGAAAAGAUUGAUUAAGAAGAAAUAUCAUGAAACUUGGACAAUAAUGAAAAAUUUUUCGUAGAGAUGAGAAGAGAGUUGUUUUUUUCUCCCAAGAUAGAGGAUAAUACACUUAUGUGUCCUUGAUGUCAGACAAUACAAUUUAAAAAAAAAUGUAAUAUUAUAUAUUGAUGAAGGAGGAUGUAAAAUAUACAUAUAGAUGAGAGUUUUAGGAUAAAGAAAUUAUCACUGUUUAUUAGUUGUAAUGAAAAAGAAAAGAAAUGUAAUGUUUAAAACAAAGCCUCUGCAUUCUCACAGAAUGACUAAAUGUUGAAAGAAUUAUUCCAAAUAAAAGAACAAUAAAUCAUUGACACUAUAUUAGACAGUUAAGGACAAAAAAAAAGAUGCUUCUUAUGACAUAGAAUCAUAAAAUAUAUCUAAUGAUAUUCUUGCUAUCAAGUAAGUUUUUAAGUGAUUAAUUAAUCAUUGUUGGAACGUUUUACUUGACAAUUUUAUUUUAUUUGGUUUAUCCGUUGGACGCUUAUUGCUCGAAAAAUUAAUCCCAACAAUCAGAUAAAGAUUAAUUAGAGGUGAUUGCAUUGUGUGAUUGCUAGCAUUCCACUGCAGUAGGAAUGAGCUUAAUGUGGUAAAGUUUACAAAAUUACACUACCAUUAAAAAGUUCAGCGAAUAGAGCGAAAAUUGAGCAUUUUUUAAAAGCUGCGGUGAAACAAUUUUUAUAAAUCCGCCAAUUUUGAAAAAGGAACAUUUUCCUUUUUUUCUAAACUAGCAGAAUUUAAAAAAAAGCAUCAGUUGAUUACCAAGGGGUGUUUUUCUUAACGAAAAUCUUUGAAUUAUUCGUCAAGAUUCGGAUUAUUUGUUAAGAAGAUUCGAUUUAUUCCUUAAGAAAUUUCAAAUCGUAUUAUUUAAAAGAAUAUUCCAAUUAUUCCUCAAGAAGUCUCAAAUCGGACUAUUUUUUAAGAAGAUUCUGACUAUCCGUCGAGAUUUUUACUACACAUAUUCGUCAAGAUUCGAAUUAUUUGUCUGGAUUCGGAUUAUUUGUUACGAAGCUUCCAAUUAUUCGUUAAGAAGUUUCAGACUUUUCGUUAAAAUUCUGAUUUUUCUUCAAGAAGAUUUGAAGUCUUUGUCAAGAUUCAGAUUAUUAGUCUAGAAGAUAAGAAUUAUUAUUAUUAUAUUCGUCAAGAUUCAGAUUAAUUUGUUCCGUGAAAAAUUCUUAAUUUUUCAUCCAUCCGGAAAAUUUUUUAUGGCAGUGUAAAUUGUUCUUUUAUUAUUAUUUAGAUUCUAUUAUUGACAAUACCAAAUAUACAAAAAUUAGCUGAUUAUAAAUUGAAAGAAUCACAAUCAAAACUCUGAUUAACUAAAAAGAAAUUCUGAAUCAGCAUUGAAUGAGGAAAUGUUAGUUUCUAUAUUAAUAAAUCAUCACUACGAUUAUGUUCUUGUCAAAUAAAUGGCGUUGAUCAUUCUCAGACCAGCUCAUCAUUUAUAAAAAAAAAACAUAAUUUUUAAAUGAAAAAUACUCAAAAAGAAACCUUUUAAUCAAUGAAAAUGAAGCUUUCAGUUGAACAUUUUUUGCAAAAAAAAAACACAUAAUAUAUACACUUUUGUGUAGAGAAGUUGACAAUAAGGAGAUGAAAUAUAAAAAAAAUGUAUAGUCGUUCAAAUAAGAGGAAAAAAUAUUUCAAUUUUAACGUGGUAACCAUAAGCUUCCCAUCAAAUAUGCGAGGGUCUCAGCUUUAAUUAAGAAUUAGUCAAAUUACUAAUGAUGAAGUUUCCAAUGAAAAGAUAACCAAAGAAAACAAAAACUCUCAAGUAAAAAGAAAAAUUGUGAAAAACCGGAAACUUCAUCGGAAAAGUAAAUUAUUUAAGUAAAAGAAAAAAAUCAUUUAAGAUAAAAUAAAAAUUAGAUGUUUAUUGAAAAAAAAAGAAAAGAAAAUAUCCUCUAAAAAGAAUAAUCAAUUAUAUUAAAGAAAAAAUGGUAAUUUCUAUAGAUCAUGCUUUUUUACAAAAGAAAAAAAAAUGGAAUUAUGUACACACAAUGAAAUCAAAAAAUUAAAUUAUACUUCCUCAAUUACUAAAAUGAGUCAUUACAUAGAUUGAAAAUGAAGAAAAAAUAUAUUGGUGAGGAGAAGUUAAAAUUACGCACAGAAUUGAAACUUAUAGAGAUUAAAGAAGAAGAAGAAGAAAAUGAUAAAUUAACUCCACACCUGUGGGGUGCAAAACGGAGGAUAUUUUACUAAGAAAUGCUUCAAAUCAAAUGUGCUUUUAGAGAAAUUUACCAUACAGAAUACACUUUAAAAGAAAACCUAUGACAAUACCAUUUUAAUGUUAAUUGAAGAUGAAAAAAAUAUUCUAAAGUUGCAAAGAAAAGUUAUUUUACUUUUUAAAAAUAAAAAUUACAAAAAAUAGCGAGAUGAAGGAGGAAAAUAUUUACUAUUCCCAAGUAUACACCCUAAAUGCUAGAAAUUGAUAGAGAAAAAAAAAGUAAACCUUAUAUACACACAGUAUAGAUGUUUGUGGGAGAAAGAGAAUCCUAUAUAGUGAACAAUUAAAUAUACACUUGUAUUGAAUUUUACUAAGAAAAAAAAAACAUUAAAACUUUAUAGAGGCCGAAUUUAAAAAAAUAGAAAUGUUUGAAAAAGAAAAAGAAGAAAAUGUGUAAAUUGGAAAGUAAAUAAAGGGCCUAAUAGACUCCCAAUUAUUUUUACCUUUAAGAACACUAAAAAAAAACUAAAAAUAAAUGUGAUGCUUAAUGGAAAAAAAACAUAAUGUUACUAAAGGCAAAACUUUAAAUUUUUUAACCUAAUUUUUGUACCAAAAAAAAACAAAUUAAAUUAAACCUACAAUUUCCUAAUUAAUUCCUCACUUAUAGAAAAAGAAAAAAAAAUCUACUAUUUCAUAAGAUUACGUAAAUUCCAAUGUGAAUUAGUCGUUAACUAAGGAAAGUAAAUGAAAAAAAAUGAAGAAAUGUAGAAGAUAUUUUAAAUAACAAAAAAAAAAGCUUGACAAAAAAAUGUAAAACACAGAAUAUCAAUUUCAGCUGAUGAGUACUUAUGGUUAAGAAGUAGACACACAAACUCAUUAAGAAAAUUAGAAAUAUACAAAAAUUAAAUAUUAUUGAGAAAAAUUUUAGAUGAUUUUACUCAAAAAAAAAAGUUGUAUAAAAUUGAUAAAAAUUAAAAAAAAAUAGGCUGAUUAAAAUCAGAAAAAUGUCCUCACUCUUCAAACAAUGAUUAUUUUGUUUUUGAAAAAAAAAAAUUUUUUAACAAUUGCUUUUUUUUUUUUUUCAACAUAAAAUUAAGACUUUUAUUUUGAAAAUAAAUACUGGAAAGGAUAGUCAUUAAAAAAUAGAAUCUUUAAAGAGAAAGAAUAAUUUUUUUAUGGUUUCAGUGACUGCGAUAAUUAUUUUGAAGAAAAUAAAUCCUCCAUCAUAAGAAAAAAAACUAUAUAUUUGUGGACAAAAAAAUCCAGAGUUUCAGAGACAUGAUCUUAUUGAGAAAAAAAAUAUAUAAAAAAAUGAAAUAGAUUUUAGCCACAGAAGAGAGAAAAUAUUUUGGUGUUUAUAAAAUCAAUGUUGACUAAUAAACGGUGUGAAAUGGCAAAA